UUAAAUAUUCAUCAGGUUCAUCCAACUUGAAACUUGUCCCACCCAUCCGGUGAUAAGUAGUGAUAGUAUUUUCAUUUUGUAACAAAACACAUUAUUUGUAUCACAAAUUAACAUAGAAAAUGGCGAAACUUCCUAUGAAUUUGAGAGACGACAACGUAAGUGAAGAAACAAAGAAUCUGAUAUUUUCACUUCCUACAGACGAAGAUUCUCAAGGUAAGCUAUGCAAGUACCAAGGAUGUUGGUAUUACUACAACACUCUCCAAGCAGUCAUCAAUUUCCAGACAAACUUCCAGCCGCAAGACACCGACAUAGUCCUCGCUUCUUUCCCCAAAUCCGGCACCACUUGGCUCAAGGCACUCUCAAUCGCAAUCUUAGAGAGAUCUAAACAUCAUUCUAGUGAUCCUCUGACCCAUCCUUUGCUAUCUGAUAAUCCUCAUGGCAUAGUACCGUUCUUCGAGAUCGAUAUGUAUCUCCAAACCGCAACACCAGACCUAACCAGGUUCUCUAAAUCUUCUCCUAGGCUAUUCUCGACUCACAUGCCUUUGCACACCGUGAAAGAGGGCCUCAAGGAUUCUCCAUGCAAGGUUGUGUACUUGUGCCGGAACAUAAAAGACGCGUUGAUAUCUCGUUGGUAUUUCAGGUGCAAGUAUCAGAACAAAGAAGUGGCUGGAAGCAUUCUCGAGUCAAUGUUCGAGUCGUUCUGUAGCGGAGUUAGCUUCUAUGGUCCGUUCUGGGACCAUGCACUUAGCUAUUGGAGUGGCAGCUUGGAAAACCCCAAGCAAGUCCUUUUCAUGAGGUAUGAGGAACUGAAAACAGAGCCUUGUGUCCAGGUCAAGAGGCUUGCAGAGUUCUUGGGAUAUCCUUUCACUAAGGAAGAAGAAGAGAGUGGAUUGAUUAACAAAAUCGUGGAACUAUGCUCUCUUCGUAAUCUGAGCGGUUUGGAGGUUAACAAAACCGGGAAGACGUGGAUGAACGUGGAUUACGAUAGCUAUUUCCGAAAAGGUGAAGUUGGUGAUUGGAAGAAUUAUCUAACCCCCGAGAUGGAGAACAAAAUCGACAUGAUCAUUGAAGAGAAAUUAAAGGGUUCGGGCUUGAGACUAUGAUAAACUUAUAUUUUAUAAGUGGGUUUUUGCUUUUGUUACUUUGAUGCAUCCUAAUAAAACCAGCUUUUUGUGUUCCGUUGUUAUGUUUCCUUUGAUGUAAUAUUUAAUAAAAGUGUUUCAAUAUAUGUUUCCUUUAGAGUAUCUCCAAUGGUAUUCUAUUUUUGCC
Camelina sativa (false flax) is the source of this 1269-nucleotide messenger RNA. RefSeq names its product cytosolic sulfotransferase 1. The record is from RefSeq and is a predicted model, not a curated record. Gene Ontology annotation, molecular function: sulfotransferase activity. NCBI's taxonomy places the organism in Eukaryota, Viridiplantae, Streptophyta, Magnoliopsida, Brassicales, Brassicaceae.